UUCUGGAAGACGGUAGUUGCGCAGGAGCACUGCUUCAUAGCUGACGUGUUUUGUUCAUACGAUAAAGAUUCAUCAUGGCGGAAGAAAAAGUUCCUGCCAAAGAUUUACAGCAGGCCUUUAAAAGGCUGAAAUCGUCGUCAGCGGAGAAUAAGAUGUGCUUUGACUGCCGUGCAUCUAACCCAACGUGGGCCUCUGUGACAUAUGGUGUAUUUUUGUGCAUCGAUUGCUCUGCAGUCCACAGAUCCCUUGGAGUACAUCUUACAUUUAUAAGGUCAAUUCAAUUGGAUACAAAUUGGACAUGGCUACAGCUGCGUAGUAUGCAGGCUGGGGGCAAUGCAAAAGCAAAUGCAUUUUUUAGACAACACAAUCUGACUACCACUGACGCAGUGGCAAAAUACAACAGUAGAGUAGCUGCAAUGUACAGAGAAAAAUUAUCAUCACUUGCACAAAAGGCAUGCCAACAAUAUGGAACUAGUGUUUUGAACAUUGAUGCCCAUCACCAUACAGCAGCCAGUCCUGAAGAAAAGGAAGCUGACUUUUUUAACGAAUCUCACGAAGCUAGCAGCGUAUCUCAAGUUCAACCUGUGGCCAGCCCAAGAAACAAUACUCCAACAAACAAUGGAAAUUCUGACAAAGAUGCGGAUAAACUUGCUGAUUUUGGCUCAUUAGCAGUGUCCCCUCCUAAGACUUCAGCAACUAAAGAUGCAAGAGUUCCUACUAUUGGCUCAAGAAAACCAAAGUCAGCCGUUGCAAAGAAAAAGGGAGGUAUUGGAGCGAAGAAAUCAGGUCUAGGAGCCACAAAGGUGAGCUCCAACUUUGCAGAAAUUGAGAAUGAAGCUCAGAAGUUAGAUAAAAUGAAAGAGUCUGUACCAGCCGACUCGUCUCCUGGCCCAUCAGCUUCUCUGCAGUACAAAUCACAGGGCAUGUUAAAAGAAGAGCAGAAACUCAAAAAUAUGGACCCAAAAAAGGCAGAGCAGAUGGAGCGAUUGGGAAUGGGCUUUGCAGGGCACAGAGGUGGAAUUGGGCAUUCAGCAUCAGAUAGUAUGAACACAGUGGAGCAGAUCGAUGCCAGUGCUGGUGGCUCAACGUUCAAGGACAGAUACAGUUCUGCCUCGUCUUCUUCUGGCUUCUUUGACUCAUAUGGAAUGGAUGAUUCCUCGCCUCCAUACCAGGAAGAACCGCCACCAUACGAGACUAGUUAUGCUGGCAGAAGCAUGGGCGCUAGAGAUAACGCAGAUUACAGAUCCUACAGCCGAUCUUAUGAAGAAUCAAGGUCAAGAUCAAACAAAAGAGACGUUUCUGAGCCUCCUACAGAGGAGAUCCAAAAGAAAUUUGGAAACGCCAAGUCUAUCUCAUCAAGAGAUGUUUUUGGUGAUAAGAGAGAGGAAGACGAAACUCGUGAGAAGUUGGAUAGGUAUCACGGAUCGAAUGCGAUUUCAAGUGCUGACUUGUUUGGAGAAGAGAAAAAAGAAAAGGGAGGCUCGUUCCGCUCUGUUGAUUAUUCCCAGCUGAAAGCUGGGGUUUCUCAAGUAACAGGAAAGCUUUCAAAUAUGGCCUCUGGAGUAAUUGGCAGCUUACAAAGCAGAUAUAGUGGUUCGAACUGACGACAGUCAAGGAACAUUAGCUAGUAAGAAGUCUCUUAAAUGUAAUACUUUUUGGUAGUUUGUUAAUUUUUUGGAAUUUAUCAAAAGAAAGAUUAUUACGUCCAAAUGAUUGCAAUUUAGCGGAAAAAUCAAGCGGGAGUUUACAUCAAAGGAGUAUUUAAUAUGGAUGAUUAAGAAUCUACUUAAGUGAAUUGCUCGUGCCUAUUACAAGAAAGACACUGAAUUUUUGUUUCUGCAUUGUGUGCUCUCUUUGUUAAACAGCGACGUCAGGUUACGUCUUUAAGAAUUAGAUGCAGCCUUUUUUCGAAUGAGAGGUAAAAUUCCCAGUUUUUAAACAUGCCUUUUGAAAUCAAAUUAUUAUUGUUAAAAUUUAAAAAUUGUUGGGAGAUUCCAUCUAGAAACAAUUAAUAUCAACACCAUCUCUAAAUCUUUUUUAAAUAUACUUCAGUGCUCUUAAUCUAUUAUAUGGAAUUUAUCAUGUAAUUUGGCAAAUCUUGCUUACGCAAUGAUUUCUGUGUAGAACUUCAUGAAAAUUGUUUUGGUAACCAUUCAAAAGUCUGAAUCUUUCCUUUGUACAAUUACAACGAUAUAAAUUUGGAAGUUUUUUGAUUUAACCUUUAAUGCAAAUUGUAUCUGUGUUGCAAAAUUCUCCUUCCAACGUUUGAAAGUUUUUGUCUUCGUGGAUUUUUUUGAGACACUUUUUGUGACGUCAUUGUGAUCCAGUAUCGUUAAUCUCAUGGCUUCUUGUAGUUUAUUACUCAAAUGUGAAUGGAAAUUCUCGAA
Molecule: messenger RNA, 2387 nt
Organism: Rhopilema esculentum
Lineage: Eukaryota; Metazoa; Cnidaria; Scyphozoa; Rhizostomeae; Rhizostomatidae
Product: ADP-ribosylation factor GTPase-activating protein 3
Biological process (GO): COPI coating of Golgi vesicle
Molecular function (GO): GTPase activator activity
Source: RefSeq, a predicted model, not a curated record